AUGGCCCAUACUCAUAACUCUGACACCGACACUCAGGAUGCUGCUCAAGAAAUUAUUGCUACUAUUGUUGCUCAAGGUAGAACUAAGAAGGCUUCAACUCAGAAAAGGAAGGGUAAAUCCACAAAGGUGGUUCAAGUACCCCGGGUUGAGCAUGAAGAAGGGGUGGAACAUGAUGAUCCAGUACCUCAGGAUCUAGUGCCGCCCCCAACAGCAGUUCCGGCUCAGACAGCUAUAUCUCUAGAGGUGGGUCAGAUGUUUAAUGUUGCCAACAGUGCUAUGGAGAUGUUUAAAGCCUUCAUGGCCAACCAGAACGAUUCUAUAGCUGAUGAAGUUCCAAUGAUGUGGCUAGAGGGUGUCAAGAAAGCCCUCCGAGCGAUGAAGGCAUUUAAUGAUGAAGCUGUGGAGCUGGCUACUUACCAGCUUAGAGAUCUGGCUGAAGAGGAUAGAGAAGCUAAGUCUAUAAAGUUAGAACAGCUCAAGAAAGGGAAUAAAAAUAUGCAAGAGUACUACAUGGAAUUCAUAAGGUUAGCUAAGCAUACUCCUUACAUGGUUAAGACUGAAAAAGCAAAGAUUCGCAGGUUUAUUGGCAUUUUGGCUUACCACAUUAAGGAAAUGAUAUCAGCUUCAGCGGUAGGAAUGAUAGCUUUCUCCUCUGUUGCGGGAUUCACCAAGCAUUUAGAAAAAGACAGACAACAAAUGAGAGAAGAAAAAGAGCAAAACAAGAAAGCCCGGACAGCGGACAUGUUUAAUGGUACAUCCAGUGGAGGUGGAAGGGGUUCCUUCAAUAAGGAGUCAUUAUCACCAGCUCUGUCCAUUCAUCAGUCAGGUGGUGGGUCUUCCUUCAGACGUCAAUGCAAGCUCGGGUUUCAUGGUUGCUAUCAUUGUGGAGAUAUUAAUCAUAUAAAGGCCAACUGCCCAAAGUUGCGACGUAAUUUCAGUGGUGUAUCAACUCGUCCUUCUAGUUCCUCAGCUACUACAGUUGCACCACCAUAG
Molecule: messenger RNA, 993 nt
Organism: Nicotiana tabacum (common tobacco)
Lineage: Eukaryota; Viridiplantae; Streptophyta; Magnoliopsida; Solanales; Solanaceae
Source: RefSeq, a predicted model, not a curated record